Gadus chalcogrammus (walleye pollock) is the source of this 2071-nucleotide messenger RNA. RefSeq names its product NEDD8 ubiquitin like modifier (gene nedd8). The transcript is spliced from 4 exons. The record is from RefSeq and is a predicted model, not a curated record. NCBI's taxonomy places the organism in Eukaryota, Metazoa, Chordata, Actinopteri, Gadiformes, Gadidae. Bases 215 to 475 code for a protein of 86 amino acids. Gene Ontology annotation, molecular function: ubiquitin protein ligase binding; protein tag activity. Gene Ontology annotation, cellular component: nucleus; cytoplasm. Gene Ontology annotation, biological process: regulation of proteolysis; protein neddylation; modification-dependent protein catabolic process.
AAGUAUGCGGAACGUUUAGUAGGACGUUAUGUAGAUGGGGAGAAUAUUUGAGUAACACAGGAAAGAACUCCCCACCCAACUCCACUUACCAAUCCUUAGACAAAAUAUGAACUGCGCUUUCUGGGCAUAGCAUUAUUGAAAAUAAACUAUACACAUUUAAACCAGCUAUCACGUCGCUAUUGUGUUAGUGUGAUUUAUAAACAAAAUCAGCAGCAUGCUAAUUAAAGUGAAGACACUGACCGGCAAGGAGAUAGAGAUUGAUAUUGAGCCUACAGACAAAGUAGAGCGAAUUAAAGAGAGAGUAGAGGAGAAGGAAGGUAUACCUCCCCAACAGCAGAGGUUAAUCUACAGCGGCAAACAAAUGAACGAUGAGAAAACUGCCUCCGACUAUAAAAUCCAGGGUGGCUCUGUCCUCCACCUUGUUCUCGCGCUACGGGGAGGAGCCAGACCUCUGUGGCUACAGCCUAUGAUGUAACCACAGCACAGCCAACCUGCCAAGAUACCGACCGCAAAUGUCUCAGCUGAUUAGCUGCGGAGAAGGAGCCAUGAGCGACUGUGUUACCAGACGUCUUGUUUGUUCGGCAGGGGGCCAUCAAAUCGCGUUAUCUUUCAAAUCUCGAGUCACAAGUCCGACUUAAAAAAAAACACGGCACUCUGCCCAAAAACGUAUUAGCAGCCUCACCUUGUUAGGUCUCAAGGCUACUUAUAGCUUUAGUUCAGAGAUCCGGCGGUUGGUAUGGUAUUUGAAGUUGAGGGAAUCCCGUAGCAGGCCUGUGCGCAGAUGCACGCUCUCUGUCUUGAAGAGAAUAUUCUGUUGUCAUCUGUAUCAAAAGCGGCCAUGCUCUUCUGCGGUUCUGCCUUCUCCCCAUGUUGAAUGUUUUCUACCGGGGAAAAAUAAAUUUCACACAUUGCGUUCUAAUGAUCCCAAACCAAAGUCAGAUCAAUGUUGUGUCUGCAAGUUAAAGUAUGUUUCCUGAUAUGACCUACUGAUAUCCUCCUAUGUAUUAGUGCUAGUUUAUUUUAUAUUUGUGUAAUUUAAGUCACUUUUUCCGACGUUGUCGUUGAUAUUUGGUUUAUUAUUAUUGGUUUAUGGUUUAUAUGACCUAUUUUGCUUCAUGGAUGGAUGGAUGGAUGAAGACACCUUGAAUGGCAUGGUAUUGUAAACAUGUAUGACGUAAAUGCUUAACAUCAUGUUUUCCCUUGUCAGGCUGCGCCUCACAAAUGGAUGCCCUAGGUCAAUGGGAGAAGGUAACCUGUGGUUACGCUCUCCAGUCAAAGGUUGUUUACAAUGUCGAUUAUGUACAUGGAGCGAUGUGGAUUGACGCUUUGAGCUGGGUGUUGGGGCUGCAAUGCAAUGUGUGGGAAAGAAAAUAAGUUGAAGUUAACCGAUACGUUUUGAUUGUUCACCCCUCUGCCCAGAAACACACACACCAGUGUGAAAAUGCUUUGAUUUGAUCUAAACUGUUUGGUGGUGCUGUACUGGAUUAAAGACGUGUUUACAACUCCCCUCUCCUCGAAUAAAACUGCCUCGCUGCCAUUUUGCUUCUAUUCACAGGAAGCUAACAAAAAUAUAAUUUUUUCUCAUGUUUAUAAAGGAUGAAGCAAAUGCAAGGAGAGGCGAUCGUUCUGUAGGAAAAAUGUAUUUUAUUAUCAUCACAAAUCACUAUUAUCUAUAUUUAAAAAACGUUUUACACCAACAAGAAAAAUAUACUUUUUUUAAGAGAAGGAGAAGAGCCGGUUAAUUCAACCUGAUCUUGCUGUUUAUAAUAUGAUUGACACAUAGGCCUACUACCUUAUCUACAAUGUGUGUAAGGUAAUAUUCAGUUCCGUCAAUUCAGUUUUGUUAUAUUGAGAUAUAUCAUAGAUUUGAAAAAUUAUAUGGAGAAGAAAGUGGACAGGACAUGUAUGACAUCACACUGCUUACAAAGGAAUGAACUGAUGCAUGUUUUGGGUUUUCUAUUAUGUAAUAUGAAAUAGCACCCCUUGAUUUAGCGAACUUCUCAAACUGCUUAUUUGUCAAUUUGAGGUACAUCUACCAAAUUAUUUGAUUAAAAACGUAGAAUUAAUAAAA